AUGGCUGUUCCAUCUAUCUCUUCUUUGGCUCCAUUAGCUGACAAAUUAGAAUCCGCAAAAAGAGCUGCUGCUUACAGAGCUAUCGAUGAAAACAUUGAUUUCCAAAAUGACAAAGUCAUUGGUAUUGGUAGUGGUAGUACUGUUGUGUACGCUGCUGAAAGAUUGGGCCAAUACUUGAAGGAUGCUGAAUACAGCGCCUUGGUAUCUCAAUUUAUCUGUAUCCCAACUGGUUUCCAAUCCAGAAGAUUGAUUCUUGAUAACGGUUUGAAAUUAGGGUCAAUUGAAGAAAAUUCUGCGAUAGAUGUUGAUUUCGAUGGUGCUGAUGAAAUCGAUGACCAAUUAAACCUAAUUAAAGGUGGUGGUGCAUGUCUAUUCCUAGAAAAGUUAGUCUCAACAAGUUCAAAGAAAUUCAUUGUUGUUGCUGAUUACAGAAAGAAGGCUCCAAAGUAUCUAAGUACAAACUGGAAAAGUGGUAUACCGAUUGAGAUUGUUCCAUCUGCAUACGUUCGUGUCUCUGACGAUUUGAAGAAACUAGGUGCCAAAAAAGUUAUUGUUAGACAAGGUGGUUCAGCUAAAGCUGGUCCAGUUGUCACUGAUAACAAUAACUUUUUGAUUGAUGCUGACUUUGGUAUGCUAGAAAAUCCAAGUGAGUUGCACCACAAGAUAAAGGCUUUAGUUGGUGUUGUUGAAACUGGUUUAUUCAUCGACAAUGCUUCUAGAGCAUAUAUCGGUAAUGCUGACGGCACUGUUGAAGUCUUCGACAAAUAA
Molecule: messenger RNA, 768 nt
Organism: Maudiozyma barnettii
Lineage: Eukaryota; Fungi; Ascomycota; Saccharomycetes; Saccharomycetales; Saccharomycetaceae
Gene: RKI1
Product: ribose-5-phosphate isomerase RKI1
Exons: 1
Coding region: 1-768 (255 amino acids)
Biological process (GO): D-ribose metabolic process; pentose-phosphate shunt, non-oxidative branch
Cellular component (GO): intracellular membrane-bounded organelle
Molecular function (GO): ribose-5-phosphate isomerase activity
Source: RefSeq, a predicted model, not a curated record